This is a messenger RNA of Electrophorus electricus (electric eel), 3459 nucleotides long. It is a transcript of the gene polb, whose product is annotated as polymerase (DNA directed), beta. Gene Ontology annotation, cellular component: nucleus. The record is from RefSeq and is a predicted model, not a curated record. NCBI's taxonomy places the organism in Eukaryota, Metazoa, Chordata, Actinopteri, Gymnotiformes, Gymnotidae. Gene Ontology annotation, molecular function: DNA-directed DNA polymerase activity; DNA binding. Gene Ontology annotation, biological process: base-excision repair; double-strand break repair via nonhomologous end joining.
UUGUCUUCAGGCUUUGAGCAGUAACCUAAGCUGCGCUACAUAGCUAGUAGCUGUUAGAUUUGACUGAAAUCAAGUGAAUACCUCUCAUAACAACCAAAAUAUAUAACAAUGAGUAAACGGAAAGCGCCACAAGAAACUUUAAACGAGGGGAUCACAGACUUUCUUAUUGAGUUGGCCAAUUACGAAAGAAAUGUCAACAGGGCCAUUCAUAAAUACAAUGCAUACAGGAAAGCUGCAUCUGUAAUCGCUAAAUACCCAAAUAAAAUCAAAAGUGGCACUGAAGCAAAGAAACUGGAUGGAGUUGGUGCAAAGAUUGCUGAGAAAAUAGAUGAAUUUUUAACCACAGGAAAACUUCGCAAACUGGAAAAGAUCCGCAAUGAUGACACAAGUUCCUCUAUUAACUUUUUAACUAGAGUGACUGGAAUUGGCCCAGCUGCUGCUAGGAAGUUUUAUGAUGAAGGGGUCAAGACCCUGGAAGAUCUGAAGAAGGUAGAGCACAAGCUGAAUCACCAUCAGCAGAUUGGCCUAAAGUACUUUGAAGAGUUUGAAAAAAGAAUUCCCCGCUCAGAGAUGCAGAAAAUGGAGGCACUCAUAUUGCAAGAAUUAGAGGAGCUGGACCCAGAGUACAUCGGCACAAUCUGUGGUAGCUACAGACGAGGAGCAGAGUCAAGUGGUGAUAUUGAUAUACUGUUGACCCAUCCAGAUUUUACUUCACUCUCUGAGAAACAACCCAGGUUGCUCCAUUCAGUGGUGGAGCACCUCGAGUCUGUUGGCUUUGUCACGGACACCCUGUCCAAAGGAGAUACUAAGUUCAUGGGUGUAUGUCAGCUACAAAAAGGAGAGGAGGAUGAGAAAGAUUUUGAUCACCGUCGUAUUGAUAUCAGACUAAUUCCUAAGGAUCAGUAUUACUGUGGUGUGCUGUACUUUACUGGAAGUGACAUAUUUAAUAAGAAUAUGAGGACCCAUGCCUUGGAGAAAGGCUUUACGCUCAAUGAGUACACUAUUCGUCCACUAGGAGUCACUGGCAUGGCUGGGGAGCCAUUACUGGUGGACAGUGAGAAGGAUAUCUUUGACUACAUCCACAUGAAAUACAGAGAGCCAAAGGACCGCAGUGAAUGAGGAAAGAUUGAGAUGGAUAGUGAUAGUGAACUCGCAGGUGCUUCACUCUCAUUGUUUCCCAGGACAUAAUACAAGAAGAUGUCACCUCAAACAGUGUGUUUGUGUGUGGGCAAAUGUGUGUGGGCUUAAUCUUCAUCUUCAUUAUCAUUUUCAAUUUAACCAGGGAAAAUGGAUGUACUUUAAAGUGCCGUGUUUUGAGGGGAUUGAACAGUGUCCAUUUGUACAAUUUAAAAGAAUUAUUGAUUAAAUUAUGAGGAGAGUGAGAGGAAAACUGUUGCACGGAAUACAGUCAGAUUAAAAUUUGAGAUGUUUGGUAAUACAAAUAGUAAGCCUAAUAUUUAGCUCUCUCUAAAUGCCUUUACUUUAUUGUAGUCAUUCAGUAUUUUGUGUAUUGUUGUGCUCUGGGAGGUAUUUCAUUGGGAGUAAUUAUGUUUUUACUAAGGUGCUUUAUCAGGGGAAAAGUAUUUAGUUUCAUGAGACUGACAAAUGGAAGCCAAAUGCUUUUAGACUUGUAGUAAAAAAGAUACAACUUUGAUGUGUUCACAUAGUGUUUUAAAAUUAUUUAGCUAUCUUGUAUUUAGAUUUUAGCACUAGAUUAAUUUGCAUUUAUGUCCUAUAUGUGGUGUUCAUGAGAGUGGCAGUGCACUGUUGUCUUGUGCAACAUGGAUUUGCUGUCAGUAAGAAAUGAUUAAACAUGACCAUAAUGGACCACUUGGAGCUUUCACUGAAGCUUAUUGAAAAUUGUAUCAUUAAAUUAUUUUAGUUAGUGUUCUGGGGAACAUGAUAAAACAGAACUAAAAAAGGCAGGAAAAUUCAGGGUACAGUUAACUUGCUUUAUGAAGCUUAAAAGUGGAUAUGAUGUACUUGAUCUGUUUCAGGGGUUUGACCACAUCAAGUGAAAGUAACAGAACAGGGAAUGUAAAGAGCAUCGGUCCUCGGGUUACUAUUGUGUACCCAUGUUAGUCUGUUUUUCACUCUGUUGUAAUGCUGUUCAGUAAAGUGGAGUCCUGGAUAGGACAAAAUACUGCAGGAUUUUGCUUUUAGUUGAUUAAUGGCUUCCUACCCUUAUUGAGUUGAUUUGGUUGUAUAACAGUCGAAAUGAUCAACUUCAAUUAAACUAAUUUAUAUCCUAAGCGAUGAUUGCCAGAAUCAUGAAGAUUUCUUGGAAGACAAAUGAAAAAAAAAUGAGUAUAAAGAAGUGAGUCCAAAUGGUCUCAAUAGCAUAUCUACGUAUUUAAAUGCUUUCAGUAGCACGUCUAUGUAAUUAAAUGGCUAGCAGGACUGUAACCUACUUUAGAAAAAGUUUGAGUAAAAGUCUAAAAACAUGUUUACUUUCAAAUGUAGUCAGUGCCAAGAGUAAAUGUACAUAUAGUAUUGUGAAUAUGUAUAUAUGUAUACAUUUGUGUGUUAUGAAUAGAACACAGAUUUUUUUUUCAUGAUAGAUACAAGGCAUUGUAUUAUACAAAAAAAAACACUCUUAUAUUUGUGUUAUAUAUGAACGUGUAGUUUAAAUAUGGAUAUAUGCACUGUAUAGUUAUAAAUGUAAGCAAGUAAAAGAACUUAAAAAGCAGUGGAGGUUUUAACAUGCUGUGUAGUGACAGGCAAGUGGCAGAAAUAAUGGAGUGAAUGAACUCAUUCUGUCUUAACAAGAACGUUAUACAAAACUAAAAUGUGUUAAUUAGGAGAAGCAUGAUCCUGUAACUGAAUACAGACUUCAUAAAUACGUGCUGAGUCCAUGCAGUUCAUUGUUUGCAAUCAGUUGGCAGGAUAUUCCGAACUGAAGCACGUUCACUUUAAAGUUAAAAGGCAUCAUCAUCUGUUGAGUUGAUGGGAUUUUGAACACUGAUGACAAACAUGAAUUACUAAGUGAAUGGCAGCAUUAGCAAAGAGUCACAUGGUAAAAUCCUGGCAUAGUCCUUUAGACCUAAAUGGUCUAAACUAUUGUUUAAGCAGUGGUCUGUAAUAUUUCUGAUUUCUGCGCUAUAUUUUUUGUUUGUUUGUUUGUUUUUGUUUUAGUUAAGAUGAUGGGUGUAUCUUUGGAACUUUCCUUUAAUGUCCCUUGCAGGUUUGUGCCCAGGAUUUCAAUGAAAAGGAACAAAGGCCAGUGCAUGAUUCUGUGUAAUGAAUGUUAUGUGACUACAUUAAGCAUAAUGUGAAGCUAAAGUUCUUUUUUUAUUACCAUUUGAUUUAAUUAAACUCAUUUACAGUUGGCCCUGAAAAGCUUAGUUUCACAAACACCAGCAGCGACAACUGCUCUUGUGGUUGGACAGACCAGUGAUGGAAGCAUAAUCUCUAACUGAACGCCUAGAAGGCGUUUCAAAUAAAUACAUGAUAAUAUCG